CGCAUUUCCUGGGAUUUUCGGGCCCGUGGCGGAAGUCUCUGCCGUCGCCUUGGCAACUGUACCUCCAAGGGGACGCUCGGUCCUGGGCGCAGGUUGGUCCGGCCCGGGUCCCUGAGCCCCGAGGCCCAGGAGGAUUCCUUCCCCGCUGGUAGGCCUGGAGAAGCCUCUUGCUUGGAGAGAUGGCAAGUCCGCUGAUUUCUCAGUACCUGCCUCCUGACAUCGACCCUACCAAAGUGUCCAUAGCCUAUGGACGCCGGGCUCUGCCGAAGCUGAAUGAGGAGCUCCAGUCAGAGGAUCUGCUGACUCGGCAGAAGGCCCUCAUGGCCCUGUGUGACCUGGUGCAUGAUCCUGAGCACGUGUAUGAAGCUAUCAGCAUAGGGUUUCUGAACAGCUUGAAAGUGCUGCUGCGGGACCCGGACAACACCGUGCGGCAAAAAACAAUCGAAGUUCUUUACAUCAUGUCUAAUCACAGUGUGGGCAGAGAAGGCUUUUUGAAACACCAGAUCAUCCUUGCCCUCUCCAAGAUCCUGGACGACCCCGUGCUGUUGUGCCGCAAGUUCCUGCACAUGACCUACGCGAGUGUGGCCCAGAUACCCAGAGGGGCUGACGCGAUCAUUGGAAGUGGACUGAUCCCCUUUCUGGUGGACAAGGUGAAAAAUGAACAUGAGGAAAUCCAGGGGAUCAUCUUGGACACUUUGUACUUCUGCCUGCAGUGGGAUGCCUCGCAGGCCUUGCAGAGCAAUGCUGUGCCCAUCUUGCGGGAAAAGCUCAGUAGUGUCAAUGAGAAGAUCCGCAGCAAAGCAGCCCACACCCUGAUGGCCAUCUGCAUGCCGCUGGAGGGGAAGAACAAAGUGUGGGAGAAUGAUGUCAUUUCCCUCCUGGUGAUGCUCCUGGAUGACCCGGAUAUAGACGUGAAGGCCAACGCAGCAGGAGCACUGAUGUUUGCCGCGGUGACGACUGCAGGCAAAUAUGCUGCCUUGGACUCAGGAGCGAUCCCAUUUCUGCUGAAAUUGUUGGACAUCAAUGUGGUCAAGGUGCGCUUGAAUGCCAUCAAAGCUCUAACCAUGCUGGCAGAGGCUCCAGAGGGCCGGCGAGACCUGCUCCCGGAAGUGAACAGAUUCAAGGCACUGAUUAACAACCCGAUUCCAGCUGUGAGCCGGGCGGCCCAGAUUGCCACCAAGGUCAUCGAAUGGAAGCCCUAAAGUCGCAGACCCCCCAAGCUGG
Dromiciops gliroides (monito del monte) is the source of this 1224-nucleotide messenger RNA. RefSeq names its product radial spoke head 14 homolog (gene RSPH14). Lineage: Eukaryota; Metazoa; Chordata; Mammalia; Microbiotheria; Microbiotheriidae. The record is from RefSeq and is a predicted model, not a curated record. The transcript has 7 exons. Bases 180 to 1202 code for a protein of 340 amino acids.